Messenger RNA from Nicotiana tabacum (common tobacco), 1575 nucleotides. The record is from RefSeq and is a predicted model, not a curated record. Lineage: Eukaryota; Viridiplantae; Streptophyta; Magnoliopsida; Solanales; Solanaceae.
AUGGAGGGAGAUGCUAACACAAAGUUCUUGCACACCCCCGCUCCCAACAUGAGAAGAAGGAACAUGUUUCUGGGACUCCAAAAUGAGGCAGGGGAUUGGAUAGAUGACCAUAAGGGAAUUGAAGAUAUCAUAUUCCAGUUCUACUCAUUCAUAUUCAACACUAACCAUCAAUCUUCUACCAAGGGUAGGGAUACUACCGUUUAUGACUCUCACACCCUUUCACAUAGGGAACAGAACAUUUUUAGUGCUCCCCUAAGGAAUAGUGAAAUAAAGAUUGUUUUAUUCUCAUUCAAACCUUCCAAAGUCCUUGGGCUUGAUGCCCUACACCCAAUAUUCUACCAAAAGUACUGGAAUAUCCUUGAGGGUAAGAAAACAUGCUUUUGUAAGCAGGUCUUCCACACCCUUGAAAUGAACCUUGAGGUUAACACUACCCAUAUGUGCCUAAUCUCUAAAUGUGCAAAUGCUAUUGUGCUGAAGAACUUCAAACCUAUUGGCCUAUAUACAAUGUACAAAUUGAUCACUAAAAUCAUUGUUAACAGAGUUAAGCCUAUACUUCCCUCUAUCAUAAGCCCUAGCCAAGCUAGCUUCCUGUCUAACAGGAGGGCCUGUGAUAAUGCUAUUAUUGUGCAAGAAUACAUUAGUCACUUUAAGAAAAUAAAAGGCAGAAAUGCCAACAAGAUCCUAAAGAUUGACCUGGAGAAGGCAUUUGAUAGGUUAGAAUUGUCCUUCAUCAGGGACACACUGCUUUUCUUUGGUUUCCCUAGCAACACCACAAAGCUGAUUAUGUCCUCCAUUUUCACCAGUUCUAUCUUUGUGCUUGUCAAUAGGAGCAGGACUGAGUAUUUUAAGCCUAGUAGGGGCAUCAGACAAGGAGACUCUAUCUUCCUACAUCUUCAUCAUUUUUUAUGGAGAGACUACCCGGAAGCAUUGAUGCAAAAAUGCAUAAUGGGAAUUGGUUCCCCAACCAAUUUCAGUCAAACAGGGCUAAAAAUCUCCCAUCUCUUCUUUACAGAUGACCUCACUCUCUUUGCUAGAGCAUACACCAAGAACUGCAAUACCAUAAUAGAAACUCUCUGGGAGCAUAAAUGUAAGUCUAGCCAAAAGGUAAAUAAUAUCAUGUCCAAAGUUAUCUUCUCCACAAACUGCCAGCAAGAGGAAGUUAGACUAGCCAGGAUAUUGACCAUUAAACCCAGUCUCUCUUUUGGUAAGUACAUAGCCUUUCCCGUCUUCCACAAAAGACCCACCAAUAGAGACUAUCAGUUUAUCAUUGAUAGUAUGCAGUCUAAGCUGGCAGGCUGGAAAACCCAUUUCCUGAAUAUGGCUGGGAGAACUAUACUAGCUAAAUCCUCUCUUGGGUGCAUCUCUAGCCAUGUCAUGCAAUACAUUAAGCUCCCAGCUCAGGUGUCCAACCAAAUUAACAUAAUUCAGAGGAAUAUCAUUCGGGGUAUCAUUGCAGCUAAAAGGAAAAUGCACCUAGUUGGAUGGAAAACUAUGACAAAGCCUCGGGAUGAGGGUGGUUUGGGAGUUCAAACAGCUGAAAACAGAAACAUUGCCACCCACACUGGCCUGGCCUGA